UCAUUCUUUAUAGUGUACCUUCCAUUUAUCGCCUUUGUCUUUUGCCUCCAUUUCUUCUCCAUCCACUAAUGCUCUUUGCCUUCUUCCUCCCCCAGUGCCUUUUGUUAUUGAAUUUGCAACUCUCUUUCUCUCAUUCUCUCUCUUCUCCAAUUAGGGUUUCCUCUUUGAGGGUUCACCUUCAUAAAUCUCUGAAGCUUUACCUUUCAUUGGCCGAGGCUACGUUAUCUUGGGAAGGAACAAACAAAAUAUAGCUCUUGAAAGAGAGCUCUUCGGGGGAAAGAAAGGGCACUUCAGAAAUCUAGAUCACAAACAGGUAACAAAAAGAUUGAUGGGUUCCUGCACAAUUCUCUCAUUGUGCAGAGAAAAAUGGCAUCAUCCAGCUCUUACAAUUCUCCCUGUGCUGCCUGCAAGUUCUUAAGGAGGAAAUGCAUGCCUGGUUGCAUUUUUGCACCUUACUUCCCACCAGAGGAGCCUCAAAAGUUUGCCAAUGUCCACAAGAUCUUUGGAGCUAGUAACGUGACCAAGCUCCUGAAUGAGCUUCUCCCACACCAGAGAGAGGAUGCGGUGAACUCCCUCGCCUAUGAAGCGGAGGCACGAGUAAGGGACCCAGUUUAUGGGUGUGUAGGCGCUAUUUCCUUCCUCCAGAGACAAGUUCAAAGGCUUCAGAAGGAACUUGAUGCAGCCAAUGCUGAUCUGAUCCGCUAUGCCUGCAAUGAAAUCCCAACCGCAUUGCCUGCACCGCCAGGGACAAGUUCAUUUCAGCACAUUGGUCAUCGUCAAAGGCCUGGUGAUCAGUUUAAUAGAAGAUUGGGCAAUGAAGGAAGCUUCUAUCAAUCUUCUGGUAUGGCUCUUCCUUAUAAUUUUCCUUGGAUUGAUAACCCAUCUGAGGAUAUCAAUGAAGGAGGAGAAGAAGGCAACAUGUGAAUCUAUAGAGAAUUUUCAUGUAGGGUUUCUAGCUGCUCCAGCGUAUGACCUGCUGGCACUCUCUCAUGGUGUGGUAUUAUAAGGUUUCUAGCCAGGUAGCCUCACAGGGCUUCUUAGCUAGAACACUUAUAACUUAAAUUCUACAUGGUAAGUUUAUUUUGGUAAUUAUUAUACAGAUCCAUCCUGCUGAUGAAACCCUUCAAGUUUUAAGUAUUUUUAGCAUGGCAUUUGAGACCUAAAUAAAGCUGUAGAGCUUGAUUAAUUAGCUAGUGUGUGACUGCUGUGGUUAGAGCAAUAACUCUAGGCAUGUGCAUGAGGAGAUCGACUUGCUAAUCCUGUGUCAUUGUUUAUGCUAAGAAUAAAUGAUAUAGCAUUAUUUUAAGUUUUAAAGAGGAUUCUCUUGCCUAAGUCUACAUCUUAUUUAUUCCCUUUUAUACUAUAUUUAUUUAUUCUC
Molecule: messenger RNA, 1378 nt
Organism: Manihot esculenta (cassava)
Lineage: Eukaryota; Viridiplantae; Streptophyta; Magnoliopsida; Malpighiales; Euphorbiaceae
Product: LOB domain-containing protein 25
Exons: 2
Coding region: 367-924 (185 amino acids)
Source: RefSeq, a predicted model, not a curated record